AAGUGGACACACUCUGCAGGAGAGGAAGGACACAGACGUACAGCUGAAAGAAAAACACUCCAGCUAAAGAAAUGACUCAGAAAGAAGUGAAGAAAAUCCAGACAGUUUAUCUGCAGAACCUGGAAAAGUUAAAUCACGGAAUAAUGCCAGACAAGAAAAACUGGAAAGCAAAAGAAGGAGAAUUCCCAGUUCAAACAGCCGUGGAAAAGCUUCGACAGCCUCCCUCGGCUGGACAGGUGUCCAAAAGCUCAGCGCACAGAAUCAGCAGAGACCUGACCUGUUCCAUCUGCUUGGAUCUGUUUAAGCAGCCGGUGUCCCUGCCCUGCGACCACACUUUCUGUCAGACGUGCAUCCAGGGUUAUUGGACCAGACCCCGGGCUCCAGGACAGGGAGGCACAGGCUCCUGUCCUCAGUGCAGGAAGGUGUAUCCGGGACAAAGCUACAGGCCUAAUCGCAUUGUUGCCAACAUAGUGGAGAGCUACUGUCAGGGGCUGGAAGAGAGCGGGGCCGGGGCCCACCUGGGGGAUGCGGGCAUGACUGAGAGGGCCCCUGCUCUGGCCCCACGGUGCAGCCGGCACAGGGAGGAGCUGAAGCUUUACUGCGAGGAGGACCAGGAGCUGGUGUGUCUGGUAUGCGGCCUUUCCCAGGAGCACAGAAAUCACACCAUGGCGUGCGUUCAGGAUGCCGAGCAGAAGUACAGGGCAUCUCUGAACAGCUCCAUGGAUUCUCUGAAGGCCGAGCUCAACAUGGCUCUGCAGUGUGAUCGAGAAGCUGAGGAAGAGGUCAAGAAGCUCAAAGAGCACACGGCUGACCUGAAACAGCGCAUUGAGGCCCAGUUCAGUGACCUGCACCAGUUCCUGUACCAGGAGGAGAAGCUAGUGCAGGUCAAGCUGAAGACAGAGGAGCGGCGGGAGCUGAUCCGCCUGGAUGAGCACAAAGCACUGCUGUGCGUGGAGAUCUCCCGCCUGCAGAGGGCUGUGCACGAGAUCGAAGACAAGCUGAAAGAGCAGGAUCCGUUCAUUCUGCUGAGGAGUAUCAAAGCUCUGCUCCAGAGGCCAUCCCUGAAGUUUGAGAAGCCUGCGUUCACACCACCCAGUCUGUGUGAAGGCCGGUUUGCUGGGCCGCUGCAGUACAGAGUGUGGAAAUCCAUGAAAGGCAGCAUUUACCCAGCUCCAGCUGCCAUCACAUUUAACUCCAGCACAGCCAACCCAUGGCUCAGCCUGACCUCCUCCCUGACCUGCGUUCGCUACCAAACCUUUAACCACACCGUCCAAGACAACCCAUACCGGUUUAACGCGGCGCUGUCACUACUUGGCAGCCAAGGUUUCACACAUGGACGCCACUACUGGGAGAUUGAAGUGUACAGCAGCACAGUUUGGACAGUGGGCGUGGCCCGAGAGUCUGUGCCCAGAAAGGGGGUCAUCAAGGCCUUACCAGCCAACGGCUUCUGGACUCUGUCCCUCUCCUACGGGAUACAGUACAUGGCCGGUACGUCUCCACCCACGGUAUUGUCUCUGGAGGAGCCGCUAGCCCGGAUUGGUGUGUAUCUGGACUACAAGAGAGGUUUGGUGUCCUUUUACAACGCAGAGAGCAUGACGCACCUUUACACCUUCAGAGAAACCUUCACUGAAACGCUCUACCCCUACUUCAACCUGGGCUUCCUGGAUAAAGUUCAUGAAAACGAGCCUCUCAAAGUUUUCUUACCAAAAAUCUGAUAUGCUAUGGUGGGGAAGACAGACUAAGGAAAGAUAAGGAAAGAUACAGCACUGUGCAAUAGUUUCAGGAACCACAGAGUUAGAAUUAAAGUAGAAUAUGAUGCUCCCCCAACCACCCCCCCCCCCUUUUUAAAUGAACAUGUCAACACAAAAUCAGUUCCAACAAAAGUGUAUAGGUGAGCUAAAUGUUUGUAUUCUAUAAUAUCUUUGGAAGUGUAC
Messenger RNA from Thalassophryne amazonica, 1934 nucleotides. RefSeq names its product tripartite motif containing 69 (gene trim69). The coding region runs from base 72 to 1715 and encodes 547 amino acids. The transcript is spliced from 6 exons. Gene Ontology annotation, molecular function: zinc ion binding; protein binding. The record is from RefSeq and is a predicted model, not a curated record. Lineage: Eukaryota; Metazoa; Chordata; Actinopteri; Batrachoidiformes; Batrachoididae.